This is a messenger RNA of Penicillium nucicola, 2748 nucleotides long. Its product is annotated as VIT and vWA domain-containing protein. NCBI's taxonomy places the organism in Eukaryota, Fungi, Ascomycota, Eurotiomycetes, Eurotiales, Aspergillaceae. The transcript is spliced from 3 exons. The coding region runs from base 1 to 2748 and encodes 915 amino acids. The record is from RefSeq and is a predicted model, not a curated record.
AUGGCACACGGCUGCUUUUACCGACCGGCCGCAAACCUGUCAGCGCUCAAGUACCUGCCUCAGAUUGGCCUUGAUGCGCAUGCAACUGUUCUCGCUAGAAAUUCACGAACUGUAAUCACGCAGACCUUUGUGAACCCUUCUUCUACAGAAGCGAUCUCCGAAGUCUUCUACUCGUUCCCCUUGUAUGAAAGCUCCAGUAUCGUCGGCUUCACUUGUCGCGUGGCCGAUACUGUGAUUGAAGGAAUAGUCAAGCCAAAAGCGAAAGCAAAUCAGAUUUAUCAAGAAGCCAAGUCUAAGGGGCAAACUGCUGCUAUUCUCGAUCAGUCACUUAGUGCCGCCGAUGUCUUCAGCACGCGCCUAGGAAAUGUCCCAGCGGGGGGUACCGUUCUCGUCGAGAUCACUCUCAUCCAAGAACUGGCCCAGGAUGCCAAAACAGACGGCGUUAGAUACAUGAUCCCCGUCACUGUUGGACCUCGAUAUGGAAAUGGAGUCGAUCUUCCCCAUCCGCCCGAAGGAUUUCUUGUAAAAAUAUCAAUCAAGGUGGACGUUGUCAUGGAAAAGGGAUCUCAUAUCCGCAAUGUUCGGUCACCAAGCCAUCCAAUCGAGGUGGACUUGGGCCGGACAGCCGAUAUGCCGCAGUCAUUUUUUGAGCCCAACUAUGCCUCGAUCAAAAUUGGUGAAUUUAUAAGGAUCCAGGAGGAUUUCGUGAUCACCGUCAAUGCAGACAAACACGAUCUCCCAUUUGCUCUCCUGGAGACACACCCUACAUUGCCAAAUCAGAAAGCACUAAUGGUCUCCCUGGUACCAAAGUUCAGUGUGCCGCCGGACUCAUCCGAAAUCGUGUUCGUCAUUGACCGCAGUGGCAGCAUGGGGGACAAGAUGCGUACGCUACGCUCCGCCCUUGCGCUGUUUCUCAAGUCGCUGCCGCUGGGUGUGCCUUUCAACUUGAUCUCGUUUGGCUCCUCGACUGAAGCUCUCUGGGCUCGAAGCAAAGUGAGUACCAGAGAGAGCCUAGAAGAGGCUCUUCAGUAUACAAAGAAGAUGCAGGCCAAUCUCGGUGGAACUGAAAUCCUGUCUGGCCUCAACGCAGCUGUGGAAAAUCGCUACCAAGACAAGGUGCUUGAGGUAUUGGUUCUCACUGACGGUGAGGUCUGGAACCAGUCCGAGGUCUUCGACCUGGUCAAUCGGGCUAACCAGCAGCAUUCUGCUCGGUUCUUCACUCUCGGCAUCGGGAGUUUCGUUUCCCACUCUCUUAUCAAUGGUAUCUCGAGAGCAGGCAAGGGCUUUACUCAGACAGUCCUGAACAAUGAGGAUCUCAAUAAAACAGUAGUUCGAAUGCUGAAGGGUGCUUUGAUGCCUCGACUGCACAACAGCAGAUUGGAUGUGGACAUUCCCAAGACUGAGGAUGAAGAAAGCUUUGUGAAAGUUGAUCUUCCUGGUGAUGAUACGACAGAUACAGAGCCCCCACCGAAGAAAAUCUCCCUAUUCGAUCAAGAUUAUCAAGAAGGAGAAGGAAUUGGUGAUGUGCGUGAGCCACUGCCAAAAAUUACUAUUCCUAGCAUGUUGCAAGCACCACAUGACCUUCCAGCUCUGUUCCCAUUCAUACGCUCUAAUAUCUACUUGCUUCUCUCACAAUCCAUAGACUCGUUCCCGGAGACGAUCACUCUUCGUGCCAACAGCAAACAUGGUCUCCUGGAGCUGGAAAUCCCCGUUCAAGACAUCGGCAAGGGCCAAACUGUCCAUCAGCUCGCGGCCAAAAAGACGAUCACCGAGCUUGAGGAGUCCCGCGGCUGGAUAUACUCGGCAAAGGAUGCCGAAGGCGAGUUGAUCAAAACAAAAUGGGAGAGUCGAAUUGAUGAACUGGCUCAGACAGAAUGCGAGCGUCUGGGGGUGAGAUUCCAAGUCGCAGGAAAUCACUGCUCAUUUGUCGCGGUGAACGAUGAGGCCCUGGUUGAGUAUGACAGUAUGGUGGACGAAGAGGGCCUGGUUGAGUAUGACAGUAUCUCAAUGGAUGCCAAACGCCCGGCCGCAUCCUUAGACCUCAGCGCCCCAGGGGCCACGGCAUUCAACCUGGACUUCAGCGCAGCAAACAGCACAGACGUCCUAGAAGACUUUGACUUCGACACGUUCAUGAACACCGAUAACGACGCCUCUGAAUUCCAGCCGAAGUGCAAAAAGGUCCGAAUGAACCAGACGCCGUAUGUACCUGACGCGCAGGCAUCAUUUUCCCCAAUGGCUCAAUGCUACAGCGCUGCAUCACCGGGAUACACCCCUACAUCUCCUAUUGGUAUAUCUGCAGGGUACUCACCUGUGUCACCGAUUGUUCAGGAUGAAGACGAGGAAGACGACAUCGACGACAGGUUCGAAGACGCAGACGCUUCGUCAACCCUUCCGCUAAAUAAGCUCAUCCUGCUCCAGACUUUCGAAGGAUACUGGGAGAUGAGCGAUGCACUGUUGCAGAUCAUGAGCCUUGACCCAAGAACUGUCUACGGCAACAUACAAACCAACUAUGACCUCCUGGCAGGAAGUGAAGCGAGCAAAGCAUCUGCGGUUGAUGAAUGGUCGCGUUUGAUUGCUACAUCUCUGGUUUGCCGGUUUUUGGAGACAAAUGAAGCUGAGUCUCAGGAUGUGUGGGAGUUGGUCAAAGUCAAGGCUGAUGGCUGGGUACAAGCCGAGAUCAAGGCAAUGACCACUCCUUCUCGAGAACUCGUCACUAAGCUCAUCGAGCGGGUUGGCUCUCUGUUCUGA